GUUGGCAGAAGACACAAGACAAGGUCGCCGUCUUAAGACAAAGUUCUCCUUCAACCAACCGCUAACCUCCCACCUCAACCAUCCCAACCAACUGUUAACAACCCAACCAUCGAAACACCCAUCUUCGGUCAGGUCAUGACCUCCUCCGACGACGACCCCACCAACGAAGAAAUUGUAGCCCUGUGGAAGCAGCAGAGAGCACGGGAGAAAGCCGCGGCACGGGAGAAAGAAGCUGCUGAAUUGAGGGUGGUGGCGGAGAGGGAGCCGCAGGAGUUAAGGGUGGCAGCUGAAUUGCGAGCGGCCGAGAGGGAGACGGAAACACCAAAGAGGGCCAGGCUGGAUGCCGAAACGGGACUGAGGCUGAGUGCGACCACUAAGGUGGCGGAGAGGGAGGCGGGGGAAUUAGGGGUGGCCUCUGAAUUGCGAGCGGCCGAGAGGGAGACGGAAACACCAAAGAGGGCCAGGUUGGAUGCUGAAACGGGACUGAGGCUGAGUGCGACCACUAAGGUGGCGGAGAGGGAGGCGGGGGAAGUAAGGGUGGUCUCUGAAUUGCGAGCGGCCGAGAGGGAGACGGAAACACCAAAGAGGGCCAGGCUGGAUGCCGAAACGGGACUGAGGCUGAGUGCGACCACUAAGGUGGCGGAGAGGGAGGCGGGGGAAUUAGGGGUGGCCUCUGAAUUGCGAGCGGCCGAGAGGGAGACGGAAACAUCGGAGAGGGCCAGGCUGGAUGCCGAAACGGGACUGAGGCUUAGUGCGACCGCUAAGGUCGCUGCGAAGAGGGGAGGCGGCAAGCAAAGAGUCUUGAAGGCGACAAAGGCAGUUGCGGCGGCAACCGCGGAGAAGGCGGAGACGAAAAACAACGAAACGGCAAUCCAACCGCACCCGGCAAUCCAACCGCACCCGUUCCCCACCCUAUCGACUUUCCAGUACGGACAAACCGCCUUUCCUGGCUUUUUUGGCGGCCAGACAAAUGGCUCUCCGUCGACAAAUGGGUUUCCGUCGACGAACCGUUUUUCCAGAUUCGUUCCUAUCCUUCCCGCGCCCGCCCCAAACGACAUCCCCGCCGCCACUGCCACGAACAUCAUUCCGAUCAAGAGCUUCGCCAAUCUGAAUCCCAUCAUCCCCAUCAGAGCCACGAACCCCGACCCCCCUAUGAACGCCGAUCCCCCUGCGAACCGUAAAAAGAGGAAACGGGCAGCUGCGACCGUUGCGGAACAGUGCACUGCAAAUCAAUUGGAAGAAAUGGCGGCGGACACGAAUGACGAGGACUCGAACGACAUCAUAUUCGUCCACAGUGAAAGUGACCUGGGGCGGCCACCUACAUCUGUCCCGGCACCCGUCGCCGCAACCGUUGCCGCAACCAUCCAUGAAACGAUCCGCACAAUGAUCCCUGCAACGAUCUCCGCACCGAUCCCCGCAACCAUCCCGGCGACCGUGCCCACACCCGACAUCCCACCCCGACAGGCGAAAAAAAUCAGGCUAUCGGAGCUUGCCCAAGUUCGUCAGCGAAACCACAGUGGUCAGUUCAUGAGGGACACGCCGAUCGAUAUCAACGUAUCAUCCGUUUUCAAUGCCGCCGGAAUCGUUGGGGAUCGUUCGAAUUACAAGUACACCAUGAUGAAGAGCAUCCUGCAUACAAUGAACGCCAUGGACACCUCCACUCUCACCAUGAUGCACGCAUUGUUGUUCUGUCCCUUCGAACAGGUGGUUCGAGAAGCACAUCUGCGAGUCAAUCGAAACCAUUAUCAAUCCGACCAAGAAUGGCAGGAUGGGAUCGAGAGUUUUAUAUCGGAAAUACAUCGGAGGAUGGUCGAACGGUUCAACAUGGAGUUGGAUUUGAUGCGGGGCGAUCGACUUAAUCUUCUCUCCCUGGUCUUGGCUGAACGUGAGCGCGCGUCGGAGGAGGAAUGUAAGGAGAAGGAGACGGGGAUGGAGGGCCAGCAGCGAAUGUAA
This is a messenger RNA of Fimicolochytrium jonesii, 1953 nucleotides long. RefSeq lists its product as uncharacterized. The record is from RefSeq and is a predicted model, not a curated record. NCBI's taxonomy places the organism in Eukaryota, Fungi, Chytridiomycota, Chytridiomycetes, Spizellomycetales, Powellomycetaceae. The transcript is spliced from 2 exons. The coding region runs from base 136 to 1953 and encodes 605 amino acids.